AUGGUGAUACGUCUUAGAGGGUCGCGUAAUCUCCGGCAGCGUCUGGUGUACGCGACAUUAUCAGGACGCGCUAUUAGAAUAGACGACAUCCGCGCAGAGGCAGAGAGCCCCGGCUUAACGGAGUACGAAGCGUCGCUGCUGAGACUGCUCGAAAAGAUCUCCAACGGCUGUGUUGUGGAAAUCAACGAAACAGACCAGAUUUGUUUUCCGCAUCGUCAUCUCGGUCCCUUACAGCAUCCGUCUCUUCCCUGCCCGUCAAGGACCACCACCCUCUCCCCCUCUCUCGAACGGUCCUUGUAUUAUAUCCAUCCUCUCUCACUCUCUCCGUUGCCCUUUCCCAAGCUUAACCAGCAGCACCCGCCACGUUCCCCCACUUUCCCUUCCCCAUCCCCCAUUCCCCAACCUCCAACCAUACCUUCCCGCGCCCACCCGCGACCACCCGCAGGGGUGACGAACGACGACCGCGAUCCGAGCAUAGACACCCUGCGCACGGCGACGCUGCCCAUCCUGAAGCGGUUCGGCGUGGACAUGGCGGAAGUCGAGCUCAAGCUCGUUCGCCGCGGCGCGCCUCCCCUGGGCGGAGGGGAGGUGAUGCUGCGCCUGCCAAUCGUGAAGCAGCUGGAGGUGCGGUGGAAGGGGCUAGGGGCGGAGGACAAGGGGAGGGAGGGGUGGAUGGGGAGGGCGAUAUCUGAACCAGUGGUGUGGGAGGACGAGGGGCUGGUGAAGAGGGUGAGGGGGGUGGCGUUCACAGCGAGGGUGGCGCCGCAGGUGGCGAAUCGCAUGGUGGACGCGGCUAGAGGGGUGCUCAACCGCCUGCUGCCCGACGUCUUCAUCUUCACUGACCAUUUCUCGGGAGCAGACUCUGGCAGGUUGGUUGUCUCUCUCUCUCUCGUUUGGGGAGGGGGGGAAGGGAAGGCUAGAGGGGUGCUCAACCGCCUGCUGCCUGAUGUCUUCAUCUUCACUGACCACUUCUCGGGAGCAGACUCGGGCAGGUCGCCUGGCUUUGGCAUAUCCUUGGUCGCCGAAACAACGUCCGGCUGCCUGCUGAGUGCCGAGAGGGCCAUUGCCAGCUGCCGGGGGGAACAUGAAGGGGUGGGGGGAGGCGCAGGGAGAGGGGGGAGAGGAGGAGCAGGGGGGCAGGGGGAGGAGGUGCCUGAAGAUCUAGGGUUGCAGGCCGCACAGCUGUUGCUGCAUGAAGUGAAGCAGGGAGGCGUGGUGGACGGCAGUCAACAGGCCUUUGUGCUGCUGCUGUGUGCGCUGUGUCCGGAGGAGUUGUGUCGGGUGCGGGUGGGGCCACUAACGCCACACACAGUGGACGCACUGAGGGACAUGAGGGCCAUGCUGGGCGUGCAGUUUGACAUCCGCCCUGAUGAGAGCACCGGCACAGUGUUUCUCUCUUGUAUUGGCUCCGGCCACAAGAACCUCGCGAAACCUGUCACUUGA
Messenger RNA from Closterium sp. NIES-65, 1443 nucleotides. The record is from the annotation of a GenBank genome assembly. NCBI's taxonomy places the organism in Eukaryota, Viridiplantae, Streptophyta, Zygnematophyceae, Desmidiales, Closteriaceae.